AGCCCCAGAGAGACAUGGACAUGUUGUGACUCCAGCCCUAGUACACAAUGGGAAUCUAUUUCUGUAAAGCACAUAAGGUUAUCUCUCCACUUCAACUGAGCUCUCUCUCCCUCCAUCUCUUUAUCUAGCCACUCGCACAAAUCAUGGCUGACAGAAACAGCCGGUUGGGCGUUAAGAAGAAGGAGAAGAAGGUGGAAAACAAAGCAAACGUGGAAAAGGGGAACGGAAAAGAAAAGGCGAAGGAGAAGGAGAAGGAGAAGGAGAAAACUCUGAAAAAGCCUGAAAAAGUUGUGAAGAAGCCCGCAACAGAUCUUAAAACAGAAGAGGAGAAAACAAAUGGAGAGACUGGAGAGACUGGAGAGAGUGGAGAGAGUGGAGCGGCAACAGGAGCGGAGGCAAAGAACAGUGAAGAGAAUGGAGACUAUCAGCCCAUUGAACUGCCACCAUUUGAGAUUGUCACAGGGGAACAGAUGAGCCCGUUCUACUUCAAGUUUCAGUUCAGGAAUGUUGAGUACUCGUCAGGGAGGAACAAAACCCUGCUGUGCUUUAGAGUGGAUACACCAGGAGGCAGCAGCGAGCCUCUGAAAGGCUAUAUGGAGGAUGAACAUGCCACAGCGCAUGCUGAGGAGGCAUUCUUUCAACAAGUGCUCCCUAACUCUUCCCAAGAGUAUGAAGUCACAUGGUAUGUGUCAUCCAGUCCCUGUGUGUCCUGUGCAGCCAAGUUGGCCAACAUCCUGAAGCAGCGUACAAAGGUCCGUCUCUGCAUAUUCUGCUCUCGUCUCUUUGACUGGGAGGAGCCAGAGAUAGUGGAAGGGCUCAGGGCUCUGGUGAGUGCUGGCUGCAAACUGAGGAUGAUGAAGCCGUCUGACUUCCUACAAGUUUGGGAGAUGUAUGUUGAGAAGGAGGACCAGAGCUUUGAACCCUGGGAGGAUUGCCAGGAGAACUACAGCUACUAUGUGGAGAAACUGGCUGAAAUCCUCAAGUAGAGGUGCAUCAGUGAAUAUGAUCAAGACAAGAUCUCACCACUGACUGAACCACCUCGUGCUUUCUGCAGUCAGACCGAAUGGUGCAGAUUAAUAUUAGUUUGAAUGAACACUCACUGCAACAUUUUUGUAUUUUUUUUUAUUUUGAUAACUUCAUAAAGAGGCACUAAAUGUUUGAAAGGCAUUUCUGUACUAAAGAUAAAUAUCAUACAAUGGUCACUAAACUUUGAACAAGACUAAUAUUUACUAACAUCUGUUGUUUCUUCCAAUAAUUAAAACAUGUUCUAAAG
Molecule: messenger RNA, 1273 nt
Organism: Labrus bergylta (ballan wrasse)
Lineage: Eukaryota; Metazoa; Chordata; Actinopteri; Labriformes; Labridae
Gene: apobec2b
Product: apolipoprotein B mRNA editing enzyme, catalytic polypeptide-like 2b
Biological process (GO): cytidine to uridine editing
Cellular component (GO): cytoplasm; nucleus
Molecular function (GO): RNA binding; cytidine deaminase activity
Source: RefSeq, a predicted model, not a curated record